AUUUGUGAUCCGAAGAGAAAUGGGAAUUUCGCUUCAUUUACAUCUCAACUUUUGAGAGUUUUAGAAAAUGGGUUCCAAUGAAACUUUACCAGAUAACUUUGGAAAAGGUGGUUGGAAGAUAUGUUUCAAGAUAGAACCACCUGCUACUUUGGGAAACGGAAUGCUUAAGAUAAGUUUUCACUCAGACUAUAACCGCAAACCACAUCCGGAUGAUAUUGUGGAAGAAACUAUAAAAGAUAUGUGGAAAAGAAGAAAAGAAGUAAACCCGAAAAUGUGGAAUGCUCUCAAGUUUCGUGUAGACAGUUAUUCCACUUUUCACGCACAAGGUGCUAGUGUAGUCAAGUUAAACUUGGGUUUAACUGAUUAUGCUUCUUACCAGGGCUCAGGUAGUUUGGCGAGUCCUCUUACUUUUUUCCAAUCUCCUGAAGAAGGAGCACCAGAACGACACCUUCCUUUGUCACUUGGAAACGCAGGAAUAGUUUUAACUAGUGACAACUUUAUAAUAUUGUUAGAACGAAGUGAACAAGUAGGUGAAGGAGUUGGGAGAUGGGUUCUACCGGGAGGACAUCCAGAACCAAGUCAUGUAAAUAUACCGGAUAGUUAUCUUACUCAGUCUUAUGAAGGAACUAGAGACAUGUGCCUAACCAUUGAAAGAGAACUAUAUAACAGUAUUUUAAUGGAAAUAACUGAAGAAGUAGGACUCAGGUCGAGUGAGUUGUUCACGUUGCAAUUGUUAGGAAUGGUUCAACGAGAAAGAGACAAAAGACCCGUACUUGUAGGUCAUACCAGAACAACAUUAUCCAAGUCAGAGAUGGAAGCCCGUUUUUGUUGUCAACGUAUUCAUACGGAAGCAUGUCGAAUAUUAUUCUGUGACAUUCGGCAAGUAGAAACAUUCUUUCAGGAGAAUGAACAGAUAAUGCCGGAACAUCGUGGAGCAUUGCAACUGUAUUUCGAGUCUUCUGUUUGUCAACAAGAUUGGAAACUUUGUAAAGAAUAAAAAAUGGAAAAUUUUCCCUCGUAGGAAUU
Messenger RNA from Galdieria sulphuraria, 1026 nucleotides. Its product is annotated as Nudix hydrolase-like protein. Gene Ontology annotation, molecular function: GDP-mannose hydrolase activity. The transcript is spliced from 4 exons. The coding region runs from base 68 to 997 and encodes 309 amino acids. The record is from RefSeq and is a predicted model, not a curated record. Lineage: Eukaryota; Rhodophyta; Bangiophyceae; Galdieriales; Galdieriaceae.